Lytechinus variegatus (green sea urchin) is the source of this 5173-nucleotide messenger RNA. Its product is annotated as galactosylceramide sulfotransferase-like. Lineage: Eukaryota; Metazoa; Echinodermata; Echinoidea; Temnopleuroida; Toxopneustidae. Gene Ontology annotation, cellular component: membrane. Bases 123 to 1712 code for a protein of 529 amino acids. The transcript has 2 exons. Gene Ontology annotation, biological process: glycolipid biosynthetic process. Gene Ontology annotation, molecular function: galactosylceramide sulfotransferase activity. The record is from RefSeq and is a predicted model, not a curated record.
AAAACAUAGAGGGCAGCAAAUUGCGGACGUCUUGCUGCUGCAGCUGUUGCGUUGCAACCAUGAGUAAAUUUUACUGCAAAAUAUAAGUUUUUAUCAAUCAGAUGUGAAAUGAUGAAGGAGCAAUGAGGACGAAAUUGCGAUACGUUUUCCUGAUAGGAACCGCUGUCCUGGUGAUGUGUUUCAUCUACCUACAUUCUGGUUUAAAACAACCCGAUAUUGAUGCGGGAGGAAUAGAUGCUGACUCGGCGCAGAGAAGGAAACCAGCCUAUGUUAACAAUGGAAGGCAGGACCACAUUUACCACAGGAGACAAGACAAUGACCCGAUGGACAACCAAGGUCUGGAGGUCGAAUAUGACCGAGACAACCGGGACAAAGAAGAUGUAGGAGGUGACGAAGAAAGCAACCAACCCUCAGAUGAAGGAGACGAGAAGGGUGGAGCUGCAGGGGAUACACUACCAAGACCAGACACUAUUCUAGAUGAUGGUCCAGCAAAGGAGGAGAAGGUGGAGGAUCGCCGGAGGACAGAAUCGAAGGGGAAGCUGACUUUCAAAGGAGUGGCUCCUGAUGAUGAUCCAAUCGCACGGUUCCAUUGGAACCGCAAAAACCCUGGAGCUGAGCAGGUGGUGCCUCCGGUUGGUUUGGCUCCAGGGAAGUGCACACCGAAGACUAACAUCACCUUCCUCAAGGUCCAUAAGACGGGCAGCAGUACGGUGCAGAAUAUAUUCCUUCGGUACGGUGACCAACACUCCUUGUCCUUUGUUCUUCCGGUGCAGGGCCAUCACCUCGGGUAUCCUAAUUUCUUUGAGAAAAAGCACAUGCUCAAGGUCAAGAAUGAUGUCUACAACAUCUACUGUCAUCAUUCCCGCUUCAGCAACGAUGUCCGAGAGGUCAUGCCGCCGAAUUCCGUCUUCAUCAGCAUCCUUCGCGACCCAGUCAAGGUUUUUGAGAGUGCUUUCACCUACUUCAAGCUCGACAUGCGGAUGAAGAUGGCUGGCAACAAGGAUGCGAUGAAACUCUUCAUGGACAACCCGAACAAGUUCUACAACGACUUUCCCAACAAGAUACACUCGCGGAACGGGAUGCUCUAUGACUUUGGCGUUCAGCUGUCGCAAUUCGAUGACCUAACGUUUAUCAGUCGUGCAAUAUCCAUGAUAAACGAUCAGUUCCAUUUGAUCAUGAUUGCGGAGUACUUUGACGAGUCUUUGAUCCUCCUGAAAGAGCUUCUUUGUUGGAAGAUGGAAGAUGUGAUAGUUUUCAGCCAAAACGCAAGAAACGUUGAUUCGGUGCAGUCUGUCGACAAUGACAUGCGCACUAAAAUCCAGUCAUGGAACUCUGGCGAUAUGCUCCUUUAUAACUUCUUCAACAAAACGCUGUGGGAAAAAAUAGAGAGGUAUGGUCAUGAGCGGAUGAAGCGGGACAAAGCAGAGUUAAAAAGAAAAACCAAGUCUCUUUUUGAUAAUUGUAUUUCAACAAGUACUGCCCCAAGAGAAAAGGGGGAUUUUAAGGUUUGGCAGCCUCCGGGCGUCAACAUCAAUGCCUUUGUCUUGCGCCCCGAGGCCAAGGGAAAUAAACUAUGUGAGAACAUGAUUAAACCUGAAAUACAAUAUACCAUGGAGCUGAAAGUGAAACAGUUCCCGGAAAUGAACUUUAAUACUAGGGUUAAGAAUAAACGAGUCCCGUCUAACAUGAUGGGGGGAUUCAAAAGAUCUUGAUAGAAUUGUAAAUUUUACUCUCCAUUUGCGCAUAUUGACAGAGACAACCAAAAAAAACACCAAGAACAAUGUACUUUGUCAAAACUCGGAGCCACUUUUUUCCUGCAGGAAUUCAGCAAGCAGCUUCUCAUUUUAAUACCAAUCAUUUCAUUUAGACAAUGAAAUGGGGAACAGAUGAAAGCUGCAGCGAAAAAAAUGCGUAGUGGGAUUCCUGGGGAGGCGUGAUAGUUCAUUCGUUCGAGCGGGGGUUUCGGAUUCUGAUGACCCAGGUUCGAUUCCCACUGUGAUAGUGCCCUAGUGCCCGUAAAGACAAUAAUCCUCAUUACCAGGUCCCUUUGAGAGGAUCUUUACACACUGUGUACACUUCGUUAAAUUAUUUUGCUCUCUUCUAGUACUUUGUUUCAUACUUUGGUUUGUGUCCAAACAAUAUCAACUGGAAUAUAUUCACUUGGCUUUGGAGCUUUUAAAUGUGUAAAAGUGCUCCCACAAUCAUCCUGCAAUUUCAAAAAAUCAAUCAGGGAACAAUCGGGAUAAAAAUAUCCUGUGUUGAAUAAUGAAUGUUUUAAUAUUGUUAUGAAUUAUUAUUUCUUUAAAUGUGCUUAACCCUAAUAGCGCAGGGUUGCAAUGUAUUUUCUAUUUUAUGAACUUCUCAGAUGUUGGACAUUGAUUCGUUGUUAUAUUUGUUGAUGAUGCAUCAUUCAAAAAGUAUACAGGGAUGGGAUUUUUAUAGGAGGAAAUGCUGCAUCUGGAAACCGACAUGUAAAUGUAACAUAUUGUACAUGUACAUGAAUGAAUGGGGGGGGGGAUAAUUGUAAAAAAUCAUGAAUGCAAAAUUUAUAUACAAACAUGUACAUGUAUAUAUGAUAAUUUCAUGUUCUAGCAGCGUAGGAAAUAUGUUAAGAUGAUGGGCAAUUUUGCCCUCAUGACUGCCCUACUUGCCCCUAAAAUUUCACAAAAAUGCAUACUUUGGGACAGCCACUCUUUCUAGAUUCGCUCCAAGCUCUUUAAAAAUCAAUAGUCAAGAUUAUUUAGAAAAUAAAUAUUCUAACUCGAGAGAUAUACAUAUAUGGCAGAAUAAUGAUAUUUGCUUUUAUUCUGCAUAAUUGCUUGUUACCCCUAAAAAGUAGCCUUUAAAAUGAAAGAAACAACUCCCAAAAUUGUUCAAUCACCCUAAUGUGGAAAUAAAGAUGGGGCCCCCCAAAAAUAGAAAUCAUUUCCUACCCUGUUUUUAGAAUCCUAUUUAUAUAAUGUACGGUAUGCACUGUACCUACACUGUACAUAUGUAUUCUGAUAAUUUGCCCCUCAGUGAAUUAUUUUGCUGCAAGUCUCUACUACUCCGUAGCAAAUGACCAAACGGUUUCUGUUCAUCCAGGCUUGAAGAAUUUUUAAACAAAUAUUUCUAAAUUGCCCAUGAUAGAAUACUUUUUAAAAAAAAUCUACAUUGACUUGUGCAUUCCUACAUGUACGUCAUUAUAUGAAAGAAGAUAUUUUGGUGUACCCUCAGAAUUUCUUAGUACAUCUACACACAUGUACAUGUACACAACCUUGCUGUUUCAUUAUUUAGAUUUUUUCCUAAAAGCUUGUUUGCAUGUACAUUAUUUACGUGUAUGCUAUGAUGCAUGUACACUGCACAUCCUCACACAAGCUAGGUACAAAGUAUGCAAAAUUCAAACAAUUUUCCUCAGGAACUUGGUUGCUAUGUAACUUACAUGUACACAAUGAAAGCCACGAGUGAUCCUGGUUGGAAGCCCGAUACUCUUGAUUAAAUUACGAGAUCUAAUAGGCAUAUUGUUUUUCACUUUGUUGCUCGUCUUGCACGUAGCCAACCAGGGGCUGUUGCAUAAAACUUUUUACCUGAGAAAAUUCAGGAAUUUUUUACCGCAGUUUUUACCCUGUGUUAAAGUCAAUGGCAGAAAUCAGACUUCCCUUUCUUUUUAGUUUUUACCAGAGUUUUCUCAGGUAAAAAGUUUUAUGCAACAGGCCCCAUGUCUGCUGGCUCUUAAAUGAUUGAAACUUGUGGUGGCCCCCAUUACACAAAACUUUGCAAUCAAUUCCUUUGUGCAAAUGUGUGAGAGAGGGAGCAGUCUGGCUCAUAAAAGCUUCUAGGGGCAACACAGCACAAAACUUUGCAAUCAAUUACACUGCACAAAUGUAAGAUAGCACUCUGGCUCAUUGAACCUUCUCGGGGCCUCUUUACACAGAUUCGUGCUGAGAUCAAUUGCCUUGUUCAAAUCUGAGACAGCAAUACUGAUAAUAAUGGUAUUUUAUCUUGAAAUUGUCCCCCAACUAAAUAAUUGCCCCUAAUCCCCCCUCCACAUUUGUCAUUCAUGUCCUGUAGUUGACUUCUUUAUUACUGUACAUUAUGUACCGGUAUGUGUAUAUAAUUCUGCAAACUACAGAAGCUACUUAUACCUUCCAUUGGUAUAACUGAGUAGGCAGUUCUUUUUUUUUAGUUUGACAUAUUUGCACAUGCUUUUAUUAUUCAUUAUUAAAGAAAGAUUUUGCUUGGCUGUCAGAUAGCUGUGCCAUAACAUGGUAUUUAAGACAAAAGAUGGAAAGGGCAACUCAUUUGCCAUUAAUCUUAAGUCGGUACAAUCAUGGUCAAGCUCUGCUGUGUACUACAAUUAAAGAAAGCCAUGAAUGUCAAAAUUUUGUUUACAUUUUUAUAAUAUGUUUACUGUCCUCCUUUCUAUUACUUUAAUGGUGAAAACAGUGACACAAUAUUUGCUCCAGGCUUUAUUUCGUUUAUUAAAGGUAUAGGUUUAGUGUUGCAAUAGGGUUUUAUGUUUAGGUUUAGGAUAUGGUAUAAAAUUCGGGGUUGAAGUUGGUUGUUCCAUUAGUGUGUGGGAUUUACAGCAGAGCAGUUGUCGCUGGAGAAAAUGUCAUGGAACAGGUGAAAACAACUAUCUACAAAUAUACCCUUCUCAGACAGAUAAAAUUGAUUGGAGAUUCAGAUGAGCUGCUACAUUGAAUCUCUAAUGUUCGAAAUUUAUGUCACAGUUGGCCAUCCAUAGUUGAACCACACCUUUAGACCAGAGUUUAAAUUGAAUCGGAGUUGAGAAUACGGGUCUUCUUGGUGUCAAACCUUUUUCGUCAGAUCAGGGCCCCGUUGCACAAAAGUUACGUAUAUGGUAUUACUUUGCCAUCCAAUGGUAACUGCAUGGUAAUGCCGAUCACCAACCAAUCAAAAUCAAGGAUUCCAGACAAGUUACCACAAUGGAAACUUUCAUGCAACGAGGCCCGGAAUAUUCUGGCAUCGAUGCUCACAAACUUGCCGUUUUCAAAGCCCAUAGGAUCCCUGUAAAACUAAAAAACUGAUGAAAACUGUAGUGCGAUAUUCAUCACAAUCAAGAACAUGGAGCUUUUCACAAAACAGAUGGUCAGUGACAUUAUGUAUAAGCUACUGCAAAGCCAUGAAUCUGAUUGGCUUAGAGCAAAACAGUAUGUGAAAAUCACUGACA